Messenger RNA from Knipowitschia caucasica, 2259 nucleotides. Lineage: Eukaryota; Metazoa; Chordata; Actinopteri; Gobiiformes; Gobiidae. The record is from the annotation of a GenBank genome assembly.
AUGAUGAAGUUUGAAUCCUCUAGCUCAGUAGUGUUUGUGUCAUUUUGGACUGGUGUGUGGGGGUGUGGCCUCCUGCUGUGGGGGUGUGGCCUCCUGCUGUGGGGGUGUGGCCUCCUGCUGUGUGGGUGUGGCCUCCUGCUGUGGGGGUGUGGUCUCCUGCUGUGGGGGUGUGGUCUCCUGCUGUGUGGGUGUGGCCUCCUGCUGUGUGGGUGUGGCCUCCUGCUGUGUGGGUGUGGUCUCCUGCUGUGGGGGUGUGGUCUCCUGCUGUGUGGGUGUGGACUCCUGCUGUGGGGGUGUGGUCUCCUGCUGUGUGGGUGUGGCCUCCUGCUGUGUGGGUGUGGCCUCCUGCUGUGUGGGUGUGGUCUCCUGCUGUGUGGUGUGGUCUCCUGCUGUGUGGGUGUGGUCUCCUGCUGUGUGGGUGUGGUCUCCUGCUGUGUGGGUGUGGUCUCCUGCUGUGGGGGUGUGGCCUCCUGCUGUGUGGGUGUGGUCUCCUGCUGUGGGGGUGUGGCCUCCUGCUGUGUGGGUGUGGUCUCCUGCUGUGUGGGUGUGGUCUCCUGCUGUGGGGGUGUGGUCUCCUGCUGUGUGGGUGUGGUCUCCUGCUGUGUGGUGUGGUCUCCUGCUGUGUGGGUGUGGUCUCCUGCUGUGUGGUGUGGUCUCCUGCUGUGUGGGUGUGGUCUCCUGCUGUGUGGGUGUGGUCUCCUGCUGUGUGGGUGUGGUCUCCUGCUGUGUGGGUGUGGUCUCCUGCUGUGUGGUGUGGUCUCCUGCUGUGUGGGUGUGGUCUCCUGCUGUGGGGUGUGGUCUCCUGCUGUGUGGGUGUGGUCUGCUGCUGUGGGGGUGUGGUCUCCUGCUGUGUGGGUGUGGUCUCCUGCUGUGUGGGUGUGGUCUCCUGCUGUGUGGGUGUGGUCUCCUGCUGUGUGGGUGUGGUCUCCUGCUGUGUGGGUGUGGUCUGCUGCUGUGGGGGUGUGGUCUCCUGCUGUGUGGGUGUGGUCUCCUGCUGUGUGGGUGUGGUCUGCUGCUGUGGGGGUGUGGUCUCCUGCUGUGGGGUGUGGUCUCCUGCUGUGUGGGUGUGGUCUCCUGCUGUGUGGGUGUGGUCUCCUGCUGUGUGGGUGUGGUCUCCUGCUAUGUGGGUGUGGUCUCCUGCUGUGUGGGUGUUGUGUCCUGCUGUGGGGGUGUGGUCUCCUGCUGUGUGGGUGUGGUCUCCUGCUGUGUGGGUGUGGUCUCCUGCUGUGUGGGUGUGGUCUCCUGCUGUGUGGGUGUGGUCUCCUGCUGUGUGGGUGUGGUCUCCUGCUGUGGGGUGUGGUCUCCUGCUGUGGGGGUGUGGUCUCCUGCUGUGUGGGUGUGGUCUCCUGCUGUGUGGGUGUGGUCUCCUGCUGUGGGGGUGUGGUCUCCUGCUGUGUGGGUGUGGUCUCCUGCUGUGUGGGUGUGGUCUCCUGCUGUGGGGGUGUGGUCUCCUGCUGUGUGGGUGUGGUCUCCUGCUGUGGGGGUGUGGUCUCCUGCUGUGUGGGUGUGGUCUCCUGCUGUGUGGGUGUGGUCUCCUGCUGUGGGGGUGUGGUCUCCUGCUGUGUGGGUGUGGUCUCCUGCUGUGUGGGUGUGGUCUCCUGCUGUGUGGGUGUGGUCUCCUGCUGUGUGGGUGUGGUCUCCUGCUGUGGGGGUGUGGUCUCCUGCUGUGGGGUGUGGUCUCCUGCUGUGUGGGUGUGGUCUCCUGCUGUGGGGUGUGGCCUCCUGCUGUGUGGGUGUGGUCUCCUGCUGUGUGGGUGUGGUCUCCUGCUGUGGGGGUGUGGUCUCCUGCUGUGUGGGUGUGGUCUCCUGCUGUGUGGGUGUGGUCUCCUGCUGUGUGGGUGUGGUCUCCUGUUGUGGGGGUGUGGUCUCCUGUUGUGGGGGUGUGGUCUCCUGCUGUGGGGGUGUGGUCUCCUGCUGUGGGGGUGUGGUCUCCUGCUGUGUGGGUGGGUCUCCUGCGUGGGGUGUGGUCUCCUGCUGUGUGGGUGUGGUCUCCUGCUGUGGGGUGUGGUCUCCUGCUGUGGGGUGUGGUCUCCUGCUGUGGGGUGUGGCCUCCUGCUGUGGGGGCGUGGUCUCCUGCUGUGGGGUGUGGUCUCCUGCUGUGUGGGUGUGGUCUCCUGCUGUGUGGGUGUGGUCUCCUGCUGUGGGGUGUGGUCUGCUGCUGUGGGGUGUGGUCUGCUGCUGUGGGGGCGUGGCCUGAUACUGUGGGGGCGUGGUCUCCUGCUGUGGGGGCGUGGCCUCACCAGGUCGUCCUCCUUGUAG